Messenger RNA from Phalaenopsis equestris, 1090 nucleotides. Its product is annotated as ethylene-responsive transcription factor 4-like. Bases 117 to 869 code for a protein of 250 amino acids. The record is from RefSeq and is a predicted model, not a curated record. Gene Ontology annotation, molecular function: DNA-binding transcription factor activity; DNA binding. Lineage: Eukaryota; Viridiplantae; Streptophyta; Magnoliopsida; Asparagales; Orchidaceae. Gene Ontology annotation, biological process: regulation of DNA-templated transcription. The transcript has a single exon.
AUCUUCCUUUCCCCUUAUAACGCACCUCCCUCGCCUUCACGCUUCUCACCCCACAGACAGUUUUCUGCCUAAUUUCUUUGUUCGUUUGCUUCCGAUUUCGUUCCUAAGCUCCUUCGAUGGCGCCCAGGGAGAAGGGAACCGGAGCAGGAAGAUCUGGCGGCAACGGGAUCUCAGCCUCCUGUGAGGGCGGCGGGAAGGAGAUGCACUUCCGCGGUGUUAGGAAGAGGCCAUGGGGAAGAUACGCGGCGGAGAUCAGGGAUCCGGGGAAAAAGAGCCGGGUCUGGCUUGGUACAUUUGAUACGGCUGAGGAGGCGGCUAGGGCUUAUGAUGCUGCUGCAAGGGAAUUCAGAGGAUCUAAGGCGAAGACCAAUUUUCCCUGCUCGGAGAACUACAAGAGUCCUAGCCCGAUCGUUAACGGUGGAGGAGCCGCCGGUAGUCCUAGCAGCCAGAGCAGCACGGUGGAGUCCUCUGUUCGUGAAGCUGUAUCUAUUGUGCCUCCCCUUGCAACGCCCAUCCCUCCGCUCGAGCUCAAUCUUCUUCAUCCCGGCGCAUCGCGCUUCCCUUUCCAGCACUUUCAGCCGGCCACCAUGGCUGUGGCGCAUCCUUUGUUUUUCUUAGAUCCCUUUGUCAGAUCGGAGCAGGCUGGAGCGAUGGCUGCAACGGUAACUAUUGCAGGCCAUAACGGCAACCAUUUACUCGCGCUGAAGCAGCCAAUCAUUCUCUCUGAGUUUAAUGCGCCGGUAAACUCCAGCGCGAACAGCGACUCUGAAUCAUCCUCUGUCGUCGAUCUCCAACAUUCAUUACCUCUGGUUCGGCACCACAGUUUAAAUAUUGACCUUAACCUUCCACCUCCGGAGGAGUUCGUCUGAUCGAUGGAUUUUCAACCGCGGCUAGCUAAACAACUAAACAUUUUUUUUCUCAGUUUUUUAGUCGAAAUCAGAACAGAGAACAGAUCCCCUGCUCCAAUUUCCUUCAUUAUGAUGUCUGGUUUUUAAUCUUCCCCUGCUUUCCUUGAAAAGUAGUGAAAGCCGAACUGAUCGGGCGUAGUUGUAAAUAGUUUUAACUAUUUUAAUUUUUUUUUUCUGCUGAG